CGAAGAGGAAGUGGAUGAUUCUGAAGAGGAAGUGGAUGAACCCUAUUAGCGACCAUUGUUGCGAGCUGCAUUCCUGGGCGAUUGGGGAUCUGCUACAAGAUUUUUCGAACGAGAUGCUGCUUCAAAGAUGGCCAAAAUAACAAGCAGAUCAGAGACAGCUCUUCACGUAGCUGCUUUGAGUGCCCGAGACCAAUUUUUGGAGAACCUGGUGGAACUCUUGUCUCCACAUCCAGAAGCGCUUGAAAUGGUCGAUUGUGAUGGCCGCACAGCCCUCCACAAUGCUGUCCUGUGUGGAAGGAUAAGGAUGGUCAAAGCAUUAGUUAUAAGUAAUCCUAAGUUGUCGCAACUUGCAGAUGACGAAGGACGUAUUCCUUUGGGAAUAUCUGCUGUGGCAGCUUCUAUGCAUAAAGAGAUUGCCUGGUUCCUGGCGAAAAAUACAACAAAAGAUGGGGAAGGUGAUCCCUUCAACAGUCCCUCUGCGAUUGACACCAUUAUAGAUCUCACCCACGCUGGUCAUCAUGAUAUCACCCUUUAUCUAUUCGAGCAGUACCCUCGCUUAAAGACCAUGCGAAGUACAGAGCGUGCAGACGGAUCUGUACUGGAGGCGUUGGCGAAGUCGCCUAAAAACUUUCGCAGCGGAACCAGGCUCAGUGUUUUGGAAGCAUUGAUAUACAAAUGUAUUCCGGUGGACUUGAAAUACAAACCAACGGAUAAAAAUUCGGAUCCGGCGUUUCAAUGUCUUGCAAGGUCACUUUGGAAUAUUGCCAAAAUUGUAGUUCCUAUAAUCAAGAGAGUUCACGAGGUGAAGCUAAGGCACGUGACGGCAAUCGAGUUGGCAAAACAAGUUUGCAUUGCAAUCUCUUAUAUGAACACUACCGAGAUCUCCAUUCUUUACCUAGACGACCGACGUCUAUGUGAAGCGAUAGCCAGGGGAUUCGAUGAUUUCCUGAAGCUCUGUUUUCAGUUUUUCCCAGAGCUUCUUUGGGUUACGCCUUAUAAUAAGAGGUUGACGACACAUGCGGUGAUGUUUCGCCAAGAAAAGACUCUCGGACUCUUUUUGCAGGUAAGCUCAACCAAUGAGUUGUCUUUAGUUCCAGGGCCUUCAGAGCAAGACUCGGCAGAUAUGAUGAGUGCAGCAGCAUACUACUAUCGUAGUUUCGAUGGAGUAACUACCGAGGCCGGAGCAGCCUUCCAAAUGCAAAGAGAACUCCGAUGGUAUAGGGCUGUGGAAAGCUGGGUUGUCCCUGACAUGAGAGACCGGUACAUGGGGAGUAAAACAUUUUGGACUUCAUUCGUGGAGAACCGCAAAGAUUUGCUUGAGAGUGGAGAGAAGUGGAUGAAGGACACAUCAAAUUCAUGUAUGAUCACCUCAGCUCUAAUUGCCACAGUAUUGUUCGCUGCUGCAUUCACUGUGCCUGGAGGAAAUAAUGACAAAAGUGGAGUCCCGUUGUUGUUAGGAGAGGACUCUUUCCUGGUUUUCAUAAUUUCGGAUGUGUUAGGUUUGUUCUUCUCUGUGACAGCCAUCUUGCUAUUCCUAGCCAUCUUAACAUCGCGGUAUAAGGUGCAAGAUUUUCUUGAAGCGUUGCCUAAGAAGAUCAUAAUGGGACUUUCUUUUCUAUUUCUUUCCUUGGCAUUCAUGCUGGUAGCCUUCACUGCAACUCUCACAAUUGUGCUGGAUAAGAGACUGGUGGAGUGGGUUCUCAUUCCCAUUAUUUUGCUGACCUCCGUCCCAGUGGCUUUAUUCAUAGUACUACAGCUUCCCCUGCUAUACCAAAUGGUUAAAUCCACUUAUGGACCCAGCAUCUUUUGUCCCAAGAGCAUUUGGGAGUGAGGCAUAAUUAUUGGGCGAGAUCAUGUGAUUGACGAAUUUGAUUUGAGGGUAAUAAGCGUUCGUUAUA
Messenger RNA from Eucalyptus grandis, 1898 nucleotides. RefSeq lists its product as uncharacterized. Gene Ontology annotation, molecular function: protein binding. NCBI's taxonomy places the organism in Eukaryota, Viridiplantae, Streptophyta, Magnoliopsida, Myrtales, Myrtaceae. The transcript has 6 exons. Bases 128 to 1831 code for a protein of 567 amino acids. The record is from RefSeq and is a predicted model, not a curated record.